Parnassius mnemosyne (clouded apollo) is the source of this 774-nucleotide messenger RNA. The record is from the annotation of a GenBank genome assembly. NCBI's taxonomy places the organism in Eukaryota, Metazoa, Arthropoda, Insecta, Lepidoptera, Papilionidae.
AUGGUGUUAUUACCGCCCUGUGCGCCCGAAACAUGCGGCAAGGAAUUUCGUCAAUCACUGAAGAAGCCAAGUCCAAAUUAUCCAUAUGGCUACAAAAAGAGAAAGCCACGUAUCGUGCCUGCGUUUACGAUACAAGCAAUGCAGAGGAAUACAAAGGUGUUGCCGCCUCCGAAAUGUGGCGUUUGCGACCCUUUGCCACCAAAGCCGACAAUGUUCAGAAAAUGCUAUCAAAGAGGCGAAUUUCCCGUCUCUAUUGAGUUCACUACGAGCGGAAAAAAGCUAUCUUGGAAGGUGCCAAUAGAAAAAUUGGACUUCCAUCACUAUCUCCCCAUAUUCUUCGAUGGACUUUCGGAGGGUACUUAUCCCUUCAAUUUCAUCGUGGAGCAAGGAAUCCACGACUUGGUUACCAAAGGUUCAUACAAAGUGUUGCCAGUGGUGCCCCAGCUAAUUAUUCCGAUCAAAAAUGCACUCGCGACAAAGCGCCCGACUGUGCUAUGCCACGCUCUCAAAUGCAUCCAGAUGCUCGUGACCGGCUGCGACCGAGUCGGCGAGGCUCUCGUGCCGUAUUACAGGCAGAUAUUACCCACGCUCAAUUUGUUCAAGGACAAGAAUCGUAACAUUGGUGCUGGAAUAGAUCACACCACUACACGCGGAGAAAAUGUUGCUGACCUAAUCGAAGAUACUUUACAGAUCUUAGAGCGGUACGGUGGUCCAGAUGCGUUUAUUAACAUUAAAUACAUGAUACCAACGUACGAAUCUUGCGUGCUAAAUUAA